Aspergillus novofumigatus IBT 16806 is the source of this 1497-nucleotide messenger RNA. RefSeq names its product cytochrome P450. Bases 1 to 1497 code for a protein of 498 amino acids. Gene Ontology annotation, molecular function: iron ion binding; monooxygenase activity; oxidoreductase activity, acting on paired donors, with incorporation or reduction of molecular oxygen. The record is from RefSeq and is a predicted model, not a curated record. The transcript has 6 exons. Lineage: Eukaryota; Fungi; Ascomycota; Eurotiomycetes; Eurotiales; Aspergillaceae.
AUGUUGUUGGCUCUUUCCGCUGCGCUCUACGGUUUGUAUCUGCUCUGCCUGGCCAUCUGGCGCCUCUACUUCCACCCUUUGGCGGGAUUCCCCGGCCCAAAAUUGGCGGCUCUCACGCUAUGGUACGAAUGCUAUUUUGACGUAUUUCUGGGUGGCCAAUACUUCAAGGAGAUUGACCGACUGCAUUCGAUCUACGGGCCCAUCGUGCGCAUCAGCCCGCAUGAGCUUCACGUCAAGGAUCCAGAGUGGUACAGCGAGCUCUAUCCGCCAGGGAACCGCAAACGCGAUAAAUACGCCUGGUUUCUGUCGGAGGGCACCGAUGCCACCAGUUCUGCUACCGUGCAUCAUCAUGUCCAUCGCCAACGCCGCUCUACCCUAUCCCCCAGUUUCUCCAAACAGUCGAUCCUCGGCCAUGAGGCCACGCUGAUUGAGCCCGCAAUCUCCUCAAUGUGCGGGUCUCUGGAUGAGUAUGCUCGCCAAGGAACCCCUGUCGUCCUGGGAACGGUCUUUGCCAGUCUUACAGUGGACGUGGUGCUGCAGAUCUGGUUUGGUGCGUCACCCGGCCAGACGAGACGUUGGGAUUUCUUCCCUUCGUGGACCGAAACGCUGCCGCCACUGCUUGGAGGGUCGCAUUUCCUGCGUCACUUUCCGCAGGCGUUUCUGCUAUUUGGCCUGUUGCCUUCGCGCGUCGUCAAGGGGCGGCCGGAUUUUGCGUUUAUUUUCAAUCUGCAAGAGACCCAGCUAAGCUUCUCCAAGUCUUCUGCGAAUAUAGCAUCCUCCGCCAUGCGAUCCGAAAAGCCGUCCGUCCUGCGCACUUUGCGAUCCAGCGCCCUUCCCACGGGUGAAAAGAGCGAAGACCGACUGUCUGCGGAAGGCUUUAGUUUCGUCAUGGCGGCCACGGAAAGCACAGCGCAGACCCUUGCGUCGACGCUGUACCAUCUUGUGGACAAUCCUCCUAUCCUGCAAGAGCUGCGAGCGCAGCUGGAAAAGCUGCUGGAGGAGAAUCAGGGCCAGUUGUCCUGGACAGCGCUCGAGCAGCUGCCGUAUCUUCGUCACAUCGUCAUGGAAGGAAUGAGGGUCACAUCCUCCGUCACGGGCCGACUAGCUCGUACUGCCCCAGAUGAGGUUCUCCAGUACAAGGAUUGGAUCAGCAUGGACCAUCACUUCACGCAUUUGGACCCCUCUAUCUUUCCUAAUCCUAGACGGUUCGAUCCAGGCCGGUGGGAUGCGGCUGCAGCGGCGGGGAAUCCAUUGGACCGGUAUCUGCUGCCAUUUGGUCGUGGAAGUCGGAUGUGUAUUGGUAUCAAUCUGGCAAGUGCUGUCAUCUACCGCGCGUUGGCCGCCUUGGUACUGCGUUAUGACAUGGAGCUGUUCGAGACUACGAGAGAGGAUGUGGAUAUCGUACGGGAUAAUCUGAUGGGCGCGGUCAAGGCAGGGUCUAAGGGAGUGCGCAUGAAGUUGUCAGAGAGGGGAAGGGAAUGGCCUAAAACUAGAUAA